GCAGGAGUCCCUUUCUUCUCGCGCCGUCGUUUUUUCCGCUCGAGUUUUGUUCUUCUUGCCUGUCGUCUGCUUCUCGCCUUCCCGCCUUUCCCGUGCGUUUUUGCUGUCUCCCCGCCUCAUCACCAUGGCGACUUCUGCCUCUGUUUUUCGUCUCUUUUCUUCCAAAACCCCACUGGGCCUUCCUGGGGUUCUUUCGAGCUCCCGCGAGCGCAUGUUCCUCUCUUCUUCCUUCUGCUCUGCGGUGCUGCGCGAGGGGAGACUCGGAGCGGUCCCUUUCAAAGCCCCCGCGGGUCUCGCGGCGGCAGCCACAAACAGUCGCUUCUUCUCCCCGCUCACGGGCACCCAGAGCUCCGCUUUUGCGGCUGAAAAAAGAGCUUUCUCUUCCGAAGCCGACAGCUCGGUAGAAGCUGCUUCCAAGGACCUCCUGAAAACGAUUCAGAGCGAGAUCCAGCACGAACAGUCCACCUACGAACAGGACGCCGACCUCAAGAAGUUCCUGCAAACCUCCGGGUGGAGUGUCGCCGAAAGCGACAACAACAUGAUGGUGACGCUUCAGCGACAAGUUGGCAGCAAGAAGGUGGUGGUUGAGUUCAGCUGUGUGCAGAGCGCAGAGGCGCCCACCGAGGAGGGCCCGAUGCCCGAGAUGUCUGACUUCACUGUGACGAUUACGAACCCGGACGAGUCGGGAGUGACUUUUUACUGCAGCACUACACAAGACGAAGAAGACAAGUUCCGCUACUGCAUUGGUCAAGUGCGCUUCUUCAAGAACGCAGAAGAGAAAGAGAGCCUGAAUGUGUACCCCGGCCCAUACUUUGAGGAUCUGGACGACUCUUUCCAGCAGGGUCUGGACGAGUGGCUGGCCAAGAUGGGCGUCGACCCAGAGCUGUGUGACUUCAUCGACCGCUUUUCUGUCGACAAGGAAAACCGAGAGUACCUCGCGUGGCUGAAGAAACUCGCUCAGUUCGUCGAACACUGAAAAAGAGGUUUCCAGACGUCCGUGGAGCGCGCGAAAAGAUGCGCUGACGCGGGAGUGCAGUCCUCCCGUUCGGCCGGCUUUUUCUGCAGCCUCGCCUGCCGACUCCCUUCUUGUGCCGACGGCGGCAUUCACACGUUCGUAGUCAAAAGUUAACAAUAAGCGGGUGCGGCCGCGUGCCGCGGAAGACCCGGUCCAGGCGAUGCAGGCGGAAAGCGAGAAGUGCUCUCUGCUGAGGCGCAGGGUGUUUACCUCCAUCGGGCGGCGCACAUGUGCGUCGACGCAGACAAAAGCCAAGGGGAACCGGUUAGAAAUCGGAAGUGGCGGAGACAAAAAGGAACCCGCAGCGUCGAAAGCGACUGCCAUCCAGGCUGAGAAGAGGUAGUUUGAAGGGGAAAGAGAAUUCGAGGGUGGAACAGACAGGGAGAGAGAAGCGCAAGUGGUGGGUUCUCUGGGCCCUGUCUGGGUGGUAAGCGUGCUGGCGUGGUGCGAGAGGAAACCUUCGUGACGGGGCAGCUGCGUUUCGUGCUUGUCUUUGUUUCUGUUGGAACUCGCCUGUUGCCCGGUUUCAUCACGUCUGAGAGAAAACGUUUUGACUUGCGUAACUUGACACAUCGGCAUUUACCGCCUAUUUCUACCGAGGGAGAACGCGAGCAAAAACAGACCGUAGAUUCUAGCCGUGAUUCUGUCGAGAAACAUCUGCACAUGUUCGUUCAAGGACGGCGACCGGUGGGCUUCAAAAAUAGGCAUUCCUAACUAUCAAGUAGCUUCUUUGGAGAGAGACGAGUCGAUGGAGCAAGGUAUUCCUUUUUUAUUGACUUUGGAAGGCAACUUCGGAGUUAACCAGUCUUUGUCAUUCAGUGAGUUCUGCACACUCCGAGGCGUCAGCAAGGCCUCGCGGAAAAAGUUCAAAUGGUACCGCACCGGGGUGCGUUGGACCGUCCAGGAGUUUCUGCGCGCAUCUGGGAAAUCAUGGAAAUAUAGCUGCACCGUUAUCUUCUGGAACGCUUCUUGACUGCAUGUGAAGAGCCAGAGAAAAAAGACUACGUAAUUGUCCUCCAAAAGCAUUCUCAUCUAAAAUCGAAGGAGGCAUGCCGCACAUCAUCGCUUUGUAUCGGUGUUUCUGCUCUGCGCUAUCCCCCUGCAGAGGGACACUGGAGCGCAGCAAGCAGUGCGGCUUCCGCGACUACCAACUACAAACAAGAAUGCAAUGUCGAAAAUAUCCACUGGCCCACAGAGUCCGCGUCAGGGUGCUGUCUUGCACCAGCUGAAGCCACUUGAAGACUUCAGAGUCGCCCACGAACCUCGCACUUUCGAAACGCGCUCAACUGCCCUUUUUUUCAGAGUCGUACUCGCGUAAAAGGAUCGGAGCCAGCAUCAUCGUCUCAGAUGCAGAAUCGCUUCCCGCACGACACCGCAGACUGUGCGUGCUCGUAGACAUGUGAAUAUGCGUCUGUCUCUUAGUCAUGUAAAUAUACAUUGUCACAAACGUAGACCUACAAGAACGAAAGCGAGGUCGAACGUUCCAUGUCGAAGAAACGCGAAUAACACGUUCUCUCCAAAUGAAAGAACUCCACUCCUGCAAGACACUUCCGCCCACCUUCGGAACCCCUGUGCGUGCAAGUCUACCGCGGGAUACAAGGAAUGGGAUGAGUCUUCGUCUUCCAAGUGCCUCGGAAACUGAAC
Molecule: messenger RNA, 2659 nt
Organism: Toxoplasma gondii ME49
Lineage: Eukaryota; Apicomplexa; Conoidasida; Eucoccidiorida; Sarcocystidae
Product: glycoprotein
Exons: 2
Coding region: 125-976 (283 amino acids)
Cellular component (GO): mitochondrial matrix
Source: RefSeq, a predicted model, not a curated record